Molecule: messenger RNA, 2084 nt
Organism: Nematostella vectensis (starlet sea anemone)
Lineage: Eukaryota; Metazoa; Cnidaria; Anthozoa; Actiniaria; Edwardsiidae
Product: nuclear receptor-binding protein
Exons: 21
Coding region: 155-1660 (501 amino acids)
Biological process (GO): protein phosphorylation; intracellular signal transduction
Cellular component (GO): cytoplasm
Molecular function (GO): protein serine/threonine kinase activity; ATP binding
Source: RefSeq, a predicted model, not a curated record
CUUGACGGUAGACCCAGUCUAACGCGGGUUGACAGCAGAAUACCCGCCAUCUUGAAACUUCCGACGCCAUCAAAUAGCUCAAUCCAACAACCAUUUCAUUGCUUCAAAUUUCCGUGUCACCCAAAAGACUAUAGCCUUAAUCGAAAAGAAGGACAUGACCAGUAAUUUGACGAUUACAGAGACGGUUGUCGAACAUUCGGGAGACGAAAGUGAUGAUGAUGAAGAUGACGAUGUUGUUGAACAAAGUCCUUGCGGGCGAUGGGAGAAGAGGCGACAGGAGGUAAUGCAGCGAGAUGUUCCUGGUAUUGACCAUGCCUACCUGGCAAUGGACACUGAGGAAGGUGUUGAGGUUGUCUGGAAUGAAGUGCAAUUUUCAGAAAGAAAGGAUUUCAAAAGUCAAGAAAUUUGGUCCAAUGCUAUUGGUUGGAUGAUAGUAGGCAAAGACGAGGAAACUGUCAAGAAAGUGUUUGAGAACUUGAUCCAGCUUGAUCACCCAAAUAUUGUGAGUUUUCACAGAUUCUGGACAGAUGUCCAGGGCGAGAAAGCUCGAGUCAUCUUCAUCACGGAGUACAUGACGUCUGGGUCUCUAAAACAGUUCCUGAAAAAGACGCGAAAAAAUAAUUACAAGACAAUGAAUGAGAAAGUGUGGAAACGCUGGUGCCGCCAAAUUCUCUCAGCAUUGAGUUACCUCCAUGGAUGUGAUGUGCCUAUAGUUCACGGCAACCUUUCAUGUGAUACCAUCUUCAUUCAGCACAAUGGUUUGAUCAAGAUAGGCUCAGUUGCACCAGACACUAUCCAUAAUCAUGUCAAGACCUGCCGCGAGGAGCGCAGGAACAUGCACUUCAUAGCACCAGAAUAUGGUCAGCCUGGCCACAUUGUAGAUUGUGCCGUGGAUGUUUAUGCAUUUGGCAUGUGUGCCCUGGAGAUGGCUGCUCUGGAGCUUCAUGAUAUUGAGGGACCAGUUCCAAAGGAAGCCAUUACUCAGGCUAUACAAGGACUAGAGUCCCCCUUGCAAAAGGACUUUAUAAAUCGCUGCCUGGCAGAGAAUCCAGCCGACAGGCCUAGUGUCAGGGACCUACUAUUAGACCCCUGUGUCUUUGAGGUUCACUCCCUGAAGCUGUUAGCUUCUCACUGCAUGGUGGCCAAUGAUGGUACGUCAUCCUUCAUGUCCCCAGACCACACCCAAGAGAGCUUAGACCCUGAAAAGGUUAUCGCAGUGAUUAAGCGAGCUGAUGGAUCAGAGAUGCUGAUGAAAAAAGGCAACAGUCCGACGCUUGAGCUCGAAAAGUUUCUUGAGGAAGUAAGAAAUGGUCUGUAUCCCUUGACAGGCGUGGAACAAGUGCAGAAGUCUACACCGUGGCAAAGACCUAAAUCCCCUGCAAACGACCCCGAGGUGCAGAGCAUCAACCAGGAGUCAUACGAAGAGGAAACUAGACGGGUUAUAAAUGUGCGCUGCGACGCCAAAGCACUCGAGACCGGAGAUGGCAAAAGGCUGACCGUGACACUCAAACUAGACGACAAGAUGAACAGGCAGCUCACCUGUGACGUCAAAAUUGGUGAAAACCCGCUAGAACUUGCAGAUGAAUUGAUCUUGUAUGGAUUCGCUAAUAGGAUGGAUAGAGAAAAUCUCGCCAAAGUGAUGGAAGACGCACUGAGGUAGCACAAGCCACGCUGUCUGACCAUGGCGCCAAGCCUUCCCAAGUGAUGACAAAAUAUUGGAAUUAGAGGAUUUCAAGGACGAUAUAGACAUAGAUAAUAGAAAAGAUGAUACGAACUAUAACAGUGACUAGGUUUUAUACGUCGUGUUACGUUAUUUGACACCCUCGGCAUACCUGUGUUCACAGGAUGCUCGUGGAGUCGGUAUUAGUCGUAUUACAUAAGGUUCCCACUAAGGUCCUUUAUUGUGAUGCUAUAAAAUGAAUUAAUUCCCUCUUAUAGAGUAUAUAGCCUAUUAUUUUACAAUUUGUAAAUACUUUUGGAUAUAAAAAAAGACUAAACGACUUUGUUAUUGUGUAAUGUACAUUCAAGUGUGUUAAUUUAUGUAAAAAAAUAUUAAAAAUAUAAAUAAAGAAAUAUUUAGUGAC